AUGACUUCUGCACAAGAAUCAGGCACCAACCUGACAUGUGACGAUGGUAGUCAAUCACCUUCUUCGCCGCAGUCGGCUAGUACCACGGAGGAAACUACCAUAAGAGCGGUCAAUGUCCCCAUGGUGUGUUGCGCCCUCCUAGCUUCCAUGACUACGGGUGGUGCCACCUAUGCAUUUGGGUUGUAUGGAGGAACACUAAAAAAGAAUCUGCACUUGACACAAGCUCAAUUGGAUACAAUCAGCACGGCCACUUUUUUUGCGGGCAUGCUGAGUUGGCUUCCGGGAAUGUUCAUUGAUCGGUUUGGGACACGGUUGGGAAUUUGUCUAGGUGGACUCUCAGGUUCUUGUGCCUUGAUGUUGUACUGGAUUGUGUCCAAGGGUAUGGUAAUAUUACCGACUAAGGGUGAGAUAGUCGGUGUAUUGUCAGUCCUGGGAGUAGCCACCUUUCUUUCCUGUGCAUUGGUGACGGGUUCCGUGUUCAAGAUUAUUAGUUGCAGCUGCGGUGCUGGUACCAAAGGUGCUGCAGUCGGCGUGGCCAAGGGUUAUGUCGGUCUUGGUGCUGGCAUUUACACCUGCCUCUUUCAUUCCAUUCGACAACCGGGUAGUUCCGACUUGGACUUUUUGCCCAUGGCGGCAACACUCUUCAUUUUGGCAGCUAGUACACCAAGUCUGUUUCUGUUGCCCUCUGCAAAAGAUGACGGCAAGGUGGACGAUGUGCUGACUCCCUUACACUUUCGAGUAUUGUAUACCGCAUUGGUGACUUUGGCAGGUAUUGUCGUAAUUACCUCGCUGAAGGAGCUGCACGAGAGCCAUAACAAACAGCACACGUCGACGCACAAUUAUUUCUUGGCAGCUUUUAUUCUAUUGCUAUGGACUGGUUCUAUUGGUGUCCAAAUGUUCCUGCCACACAAUGAAAGCACACUUCUAGAAGAGGAAGAAGACCAGCAAGAACAAGAGGAUCUAUUGGAGCCAUUGUCUGGUUUUGGGGGACUUGAGGAGAGUCUCGAUCAAAUCGCCUCCACUUGUUCGGACGACGGAAGUAGUGCUGCUCAAUCCAGUUCGCAAGCGACAGUCGUCCACAGUAACACCAACAAGAACCUCUACCAAAUGUUGCAAACCCCCGAAGCUUGGCUCAUGCUGUGGACCACCACCAUUUUGGUGGGUGCGGGUACGGUGGAAACCAACAACAUGAGUCAAAUGGUGGAAGCCUUGGACUAUUCUCCGGAUGUGACUUCGGCCAGCUUGGCCCUCUUUUCCGUAGCACAAGCACUGGCCCGAGUAGCGACGGGAGCCAUAUCCGAGGCGGCCUUGAAUUGGAAGGGCAACGAAUGGUGGGGAUAUGGAGGGGUUCCUAGACCAUUCUUUCUGGUAGUGGCCAGUGCAGUAGGCAUUGUGGCUCACGCCAUCUUGGCACUAUCAGUACACGAAAGCAUGUUUGUCUUUGGAGUGACCCUUUCGGGUUGCUCCUUUGGAAUGGUCUGGCCCAUGAUGGUGCUCAUUGUGGGAGAUUUGUUUGGGACGGCCCAUGUGGGUGCCAAUUAUUUAUUUUUUGAUGGUUUCGCUUCGGCUGCUGGCACACUCUUGUUAUCCAAGUUUGUGGCCCAGAUGGUCUACGAAAGACACGCCGAGGCCGAUUCCAACGACAAUGGGGGCGUUGAGAUUUGCUCUGGACAGGCCUGUUUUGAGACUACCCAUCUAAUCAUUUCGGCAUUGAGUGGGACUUGUUUGGUGUCCAGCAUUGCCAUGUUGCGACGAACGCGACAUGCCUACAGCCGUAACAAUGCUUCUCCAAGCAGAAUAGACUAA
Messenger RNA from Cylindrotheca closterium, 1806 nucleotides. NCBI's taxonomy places the organism in Eukaryota, Bacillariophyta, Bacillariophyceae, Bacillariales, Bacillariaceae. The record is from the annotation of a GenBank genome assembly.